AUGGGUGAGAUGACAACAUCAAUGCAGUUUUUGUCAGACAAGGUUGAUGCUUCCAAUAAGUUGAUGGACGAGAUCAGGAAGGAGCUGGCUUUGACCAAGAAAGAGAACGAGGGUUUACUUCAGCAAAAUGUAACACUGAAGAAAGAAGUUGUAGAUAUGCAAGAGAGAAUGAGGAACUUGGAGCAGUACAGCCGCAAAAAUAACAUUGAGAUCAGCGGAAUUCCUACCACACCGAAUGAACAUGUGAACGACAUAGUGAAGGACCUGGGAAGUGCUUUGGGAGUGGAGAUACUACCUGCUCAAAUUGCAGCUGGUCACAGGAUCCCAUCCUUCAGCAAGGCCCGUGCACCCGCUGUGGUGGUGAAGUUCCACGACAGAGCUGUAAAAGAAAAUCUCCUCGCCAAGUUCCGGGAAGCUCGACGUAGAAGCGCUCACCUGACAGCAGACAAGAUCAACAAGGCUUUUCCUCCCAACAAGGUGUAUGUGAAUGAUCAUCUGGCUCCGGAGAACAAGCAGUUUCUUGCCAAGCUCAAACAAAAGUGUCAGGAGGUGGGUUACGUGUUUGUGUGGUGCAGAGACGGAAAAUUUUUCAUCAAGAAAAAUGCUGACUCUAAAGUUCAAAAAGUAAGUACCUUGGCUGUCAUCGAGAACAUUAAAUAA
Messenger RNA from Homalodisca vitripennis (glassy-winged sharpshooter), 660 nucleotides. RefSeq lists its product as uncharacterized. Bases 1 to 660 code for a protein of 219 amino acids. The record is from RefSeq and is a predicted model, not a curated record. The transcript has a single exon. NCBI's taxonomy places the organism in Eukaryota, Metazoa, Arthropoda, Insecta, Hemiptera, Cicadellidae.